Lingula anatina is the source of this 1090-nucleotide messenger RNA. Its product is annotated as eukaryotic translation initiation factor 3 subunit K-like. Lineage: Eukaryota; Metazoa; Brachiopoda; Lingulata; Lingulida; Lingulidae. The record is from RefSeq and is a predicted model, not a curated record. Gene Ontology annotation, molecular function: ribosome binding; translation initiation factor activity. Gene Ontology annotation, biological process: regulation of translational initiation. Gene Ontology annotation, cellular component: cytoplasm; eukaryotic translation initiation factor 3 complex.
CACGACAUGUCGUUAGUGAGGGGCUAUGAAAGUCACGUGACCGACAAAAUGGCGGAAGCAAUGCGGGCACAUGUUGCAGAACUUUUGAAGGGGAUUGACAGGUACAAUCCUGAGAACCUGGCUACCUUGGAACGUUACAUAGCAGUUCAAGCAAUGGAAAAUGCAUACGAUUUAGAGGCCAACCUAGCAGUGCUGAAACUAUACCAGUUUAAUCCUAAUUAUUUCCAGACAACUGUCACUGCCCAGAUUCUCCUAAAAGCUCUGACCAAUCUACCCCACACAGAUCUCACUCUGUGUAAAUGUCUCAUAGAAGGUGUAAGACUAGAGGAAAAGCCUUUGACAAAGAUUAUUGAAUUAGCAGACCUGUUAGAAUCUUGUCAGUUCAAGCUGUUUUGGAGAGUUCUUCAGGAGGAUCCUGACAUUAUAGUUGGUAUUCAGGGCUUUGAAGAUUCCAUAAGAAAAUUUAUUUGCCAUGUUGUUGGAAUAACAUAUCAGACCAUUGAAAAAGAACACCUAGCAGAAUUACUGGGAGGGAUUCCAGAUGCACAGACAAAUCAAUGGAUCUCAAAAUAUGGGUGGAAAAUAGAGGAGAAUGGACAGACAGUUUUUGUUGCCAACCAGGAAGAAAACAUCAAAACAAAAAACAUAACCGAAAAAAUAACAUUUGAAAAUGUGGCCCAAAUCAUGGCACGAUAAAAGUAAGCUGUGUAUUUUGGCAAGGAUGUACUUCAACAGUGCCCAAGGGAUAAAAGAAUUUUAUAGCAAAGUGUUACUGGAAGGUGUGCACUUGAAGACUUCUUACUCUGGUUUGCAAACUGAGCUUCAUUCUAGAGUGAAUGUGAAGUAAAAACUCCAGUCUGUUGUGGUAUAGAUAUAUACAUCAUCUUUAUCCAGUUUUUUUAAGCUGUUGAAUGUCAUAACAUUUUCUGUGCUGGACGUUACAAGUGGGCACCCAACAAAUAUGGUAAUUUUAUGGUAUUCCAAAAAAAUUAUUAUGACAGUUAUAAUCUCAUAUUUAUCAUCUCAUCCAUUUAUUGUGAGAAAAUAAAACACAUAGAACCACAUUUGUUAGUGACUUAGCAAUUUUUUU